Cyprinus carpio (common carp) is the source of this 1703-nucleotide messenger RNA. Its product is annotated as mitochondrial amidoxime-reducing component 1-like. Bases 123 to 1106 code for a protein of 327 amino acids. The transcript has 8 exons. Gene Ontology annotation, biological process: nitrate metabolic process. Gene Ontology annotation, molecular function: molybdopterin cofactor binding; molybdenum ion binding; pyridoxal phosphate binding. The record is from RefSeq and is a predicted model, not a curated record. NCBI's taxonomy places the organism in Eukaryota, Metazoa, Chordata, Actinopteri, Cypriniformes, Cyprinidae. Gene Ontology annotation, cellular component: mitochondrial inner membrane.
CUGGUAGCAACACGCCUUUUCAUUGGCUGCAAUAAAAACACUUCAUCAGAUAGCCCGAGUGCUGUAAAACGUUUCAGACUUUUGAAAUAUCACAGUUAAGAUACUGUUGCCGACAAUUAAGUAUGGACUUCAAAGGGGUGCUUGUGAAAAUCUUCGCCCGUAAUCGGGAAAUAGUAUUAUGCGCUGCAGGCACAGCAGUUGCUCUGCUUGGACUCGGUCUGGUGUAUAAAUAUAAUGUUACGCGUCCAGAGAAAAAGUUGACUCGAGUGGGAGUUGUUACUCAACUGCUGCUUCAUCCUAUGAAGUCCGGGAAAGCAGUGCUGGUGGAGACCGCAGAAUGUCUGCGAAUGGGGCUGAAAUAUGGCGAACUGCAAGAUCGGCACUGGCUGGUCAUCACGGAGGACGGACACAUGGUGACGGGCAGACAGCAGCCUCGUCUGGUGCUGGUGUCUUUGAACUGUGAAGGAGGCCAGCUGUGUCUCAAUGGACCGCAGAUGGAGGAGUUGAGGGUUCCUCUUCAGCAGUCCAAUAAUGCAGUUGUGGACUGCAGAGUCUUCAGUAUAGAUGUUCAAGGCAGGGACUGUGGGGACGAUGUGUCUAACUGGCUCACACGAUACCUGGAAUCUGACAAGACUGUUCGUCUGGUGCAUUAUGAACCUCAUCUGAAGGCCCAAAUUCCUUCUCAGAAAGAGCCCCUCUUUCCUAAGGAUGAAAAGGUGGCCUAUCCUGAUGCAGCUCCCAUCAUGCUAAUGUCAGAGGCCUCUGUUAGGGACCUGAAUACCCGAUUGGAUAAAGAUGUUACUGUCUUUCAGUUUCGUCCCAGUAUUGUUGUCAGUGACUGCGAGGCCUUCACGGAGGACACAUGGGAUCAUAUUCAGAUUGGCCAAGUGGAGUUGAAGAGAGUUGUUGGCUGUGGAAGAUGCGUUCUUACCACUGUUGACCCUGAGACUGGAAUCAUCACCCGGAAAGAACCACUGGACACUCUCAAAACCUAUCGACUGACUGACCCUAAGCAGAAAACUGCGCCAAUAUUGGGACAGUACUACAUCGUCAAGAAAACAGGUGUUCUUCAUGUGGGUGAACCGGUUUAUAAGGUCACCUAUUGAAAUGGUCAGACAGGAUGGAAUGCAGAACCUUAUUUUUAAUCUAGUGACUAAUUUGCAAGCGACAUUGCUUACAAACACAGUUUCUAAUGUUUGAAUGAAUCAAUAUCCUUGUCAUAAAGUUUCAUUGAAGAAAAAAAAUAAAAUAAUAAAUAAAUUGUUUUGUGAAAUGUUCUAUAUUAGCUGUAGAAUUUUGGUUGGAAUAGUUUUCAGUUGAGUGAGCUAAUUCUUUUAAUGUGAAAUGAGAAGAUGUGAUUUGUGUUCAGUAUAUUCCGCAUUCUAUAUUUUAGGGACCUCGAAAUGACAAUGUAUUGGGAAUAUAAUUGUUACAUUGUAUAAUGGUCUGGUUUCAUGUAACAUGCUAAAAUCAGGAUGUUAAUUUAAACACUGUCUGUGGCUCCUAUAAGGAGGCAUGAGUAUUUGUCAUUAAUCAAAACAGUGAUGUUUUUUUCAAUAUUGAUUUCUCUAAAGCUAUUAAAAUGAUUUCUACUAUCAGGCACUGUUUAUUUGUAAAACGUCCAGUAGAUGGCGCCAUUUCAGUGAUUUCAAGGAGUUUCAUUUGUCGUGGACAACCAGUUAAAUAAACUAUCUCUAUUUUAA